Molecule: messenger RNA, 1128 nt
Organism: Emiliania huxleyi CCMP1516
Lineage: Eukaryota; Haptophyta; Isochrysidales; Noelaerhabdaceae
Exons: 4
Coding region: 1-1128 (375 amino acids)
Molecular function (GO): hydrolase activity
Source: RefSeq, a predicted model, not a curated record
AUGGCCCGGGCUCGGCCGUAUCGCUGCGGCCUCCUCUUGCUAGCCAGCUUCCUGGGCCCUGCGUGCCUCCUCCACCAGCAGGCUGAUCGCCACGCCGCGGACGACGCCGCUCACGGCCAGUCGCAGGAGUGGUCCAUGCGCCGCCGGCUGCACAAGGUCAAGUCGCGCCGCCGGCUGCGUCCCGGCAGCCACUUGAUACACCUGCGGCCGCGCGAGCUCUCCAGCCCGGCGGAUGGGCCGCCACUGCUCCGGUUUGCCGUCUAUUCCGACACCCACUACUGGGUUCGCUCCUCGACGCGAUCGGCGUGGAUGCGGCGGGUGGCGGCGGCGCCGGUGCGCGACGGGCUGGUGGUCGACGCGGCCGAGGAGGUGCUGCCGCUGCUACUGCGCCAACUUUCCGCCUUUGCAGCCUCCGGCGCCGACUUUGCAGUCCACGCCGGCGAUGCCGUCUGCGGCGGCAGCAGCUUUCAGCAGGCGGGCCGCACGAGCUGGCCGGUCUACCACCUGCCAGGCAACCACGACAUCCACCCUUCGGGGGGGGGGACGCGCGCAUGGCGCAAGGCCAUGUGCGCCAACGCGUCCAGAGAGUGCGACGCGGCGCAGCCCUGGGGACACGCUUGCGAUGCGACCGUCCACGCGCGGACCAUCUACCGAGCGGUCUGCGCCCGCGCCUGGCGGGUGCUGCUCCUUGACGCCACCGACGGUAUCGACAGCGACUCGGACGGCCGCGGCCACAUCGGCGCCACGCAGCUAGGGUGGCUGCGAGCGCAGCUGGACGCGUCGGCAGCCGCGCGCCAGUCGGUGAUUCUGGUGAUGCACCAGCUGCUCGUGCAACCGCCGGGUGACGGCUGGGACUUUAUCGACAACCGCGAGGAGGUGCUGGCGCUGCUGGCACGGUACGACCACGUCCGCCUCUCGCUGCACGGCCACGUGCACGCAAACUCGAUCGCGACGCGCGGCGGCGUCGUCUUUGUGCGCCUCACCACGCACGCCGUCGACGCGCCGCUGCAGCGCGUCCGCUCGCGCGACGCCGACCCGCGCCUCGGCCGCAACGACAUCAAGCUGGGGCCGAGCCUCGCGAACUACGUCGUGAUCAACACUUGCGCGAACUCCCGCCACCGGCACUGA